AUGAGUGUUUCUGCAGCCUUGAAAACUCGUAGCACUCUCUUUUACGGUGCUAGGGUUCCCCAAACGAUUUCUAGGGCAUGUCUUGUCCGGGCAGCCAGAUUUUUCACCCUCAGUACCACCACUGAAAAUUACCCCACAAACCAUGUUGCCGAUGGUACCAAACCUUACAUUACACCCUCAUUUGUGAACAACGAGUUUGUUAAGUCCAGCUCCGAUACGUGGUUCGAUAUCCAUGAUCCAGCUACAAACCAAGUAGUUCUGCAGGUUCCUCAAUCUACCCCUGAAGAGUUGGAGCAGGCAGUGGCUUCUGCAGAAGAAGCUUUCCAUGUGUGGAAAGAGUAUUCAAUUAUUCGUCGUCAAGGUAUUGCCUUCAAGUUUGUGCAGUUGCUUCGGGAAAAUAUGGAUAGAAUUGCUGGAAUAAUUGUGUUGGAACAAGGUAAGACGUUUGCUGAUGCCAAGGGAGAUGUGUUGAGAGGUCUUCAAGUUGCAGAAGCUGCAUGUAACGUUACCAACGAUAUGAUGUCCAGCGGGCUUGAGGUGGCUACCGAUAUGGAGACAAAAAUGAUCAGAGAACCACUUGGAGUUAUUGGUUCGAUCUGUCCUUUCAACUUUCCAGCUAUGGUUCCUCUUUGGUCUUUGCCAUUGGUGUUGGUUACAGGUAAUACAGCUGUUAUCAAGCCGUCCGAGCGGGUUCCUGGAGCCUCUAUGAUCAUCGCUGAACUCGCAAAGAAGGCAGGAGUUCCUUCUGGAGUGGUCAACAUUGUCCAUGGAAAACACGAUACAGUGAACAAAAUUGUUGAGGAUCCAAGAAUUAAAGCCAUUACUUUUGUUGGAGGCGACAAGGCAGGUGCCUACAUUCACAAGCGUGGAAGUGAGUUGGGAAAAAGAGUACAAGCCAAUUUGGGUGCAAAAAACCAUUUGGUGGUGCUUCCAGAUGCCAACAAGUCUCAGUUCAUCAAUGCUGUCAAUGGUGCUGCCUUUGGUGCUGCCGGACAGCGGUGUAUGGGCUAUCAGUGUGCUAGUAACUGUUGGGCCAGAAACCCAAGGCAUGGGUAG
This is a messenger RNA of Meyerozyma guilliermondii ATCC 6260, 1056 nucleotides long. RefSeq names its product Ald6p (gene ALD6). The transcript has a single exon. Gene Ontology annotation, molecular function: malonate-semialdehyde dehydrogenase (acetylating, [NAD(P)+]) activity; methylmalonate-semialdehyde dehydrogenase (acylating, NAD+) activity. Gene Ontology annotation, cellular component: mitochondrion. Gene Ontology annotation, biological process: thymine catabolic process; L-valine catabolic process. The record is from RefSeq and is a predicted model, not a curated record. NCBI's taxonomy places the organism in Eukaryota, Fungi, Ascomycota, Pichiomycetes, Serinales, Debaryomycetaceae. Bases 1 to 1056 code for a protein of 351 amino acids.